AUGAAGGGGCCCUCACCCACCAGCAGCCUCCUGCUGCUACUGUUGCUCCUAAGCCCAGACCCUGGAGGAGCAUUGCCACUGGCACCCAGCACUACAUCAUGCUGUACUCAGUUCUACCGACAGCCACUCUCAACCAAACUACUGAGGAAGGUCAUCCGAGUGGAAUUUCAGGAAGCUGAUUGGGACUGUCACCUCCAGGCCUUCGUGUUUCACCUGUCUCGACGCAGCGUCUGCAUCCACCCCCAGAACCGCAGCCUGACUCUGUGA
Messenger RNA from Mesoplodon densirostris (Blainville's beaked whale), 267 nucleotides. RefSeq names its product C-C motif chemokine ligand 27 (gene CCL27). The record is from RefSeq and is a predicted model, not a curated record. Gene Ontology annotation, biological process: positive regulation of T cell chemotaxis; immune response. Lineage: Eukaryota; Metazoa; Chordata; Mammalia; Artiodactyla; Ziphiidae. The transcript has 3 exons. Gene Ontology annotation, cellular component: extracellular region. Gene Ontology annotation, molecular function: chemokine activity. The coding region runs from base 1 to 267 and encodes 88 amino acids.